AUGCGGGUAUCGGAAUAUCGGAAUGAAAGGGAUACAGAGGAGGAGGAGGAGGAGGAGGAGGAGGAGGAGGAGGAUGAGGAUGAGGAUGAGGAUGAGGAUGAGGAUGAGGAGGAGGAGGAGGAGGAGGAGGAGGAGGAGGAGGAGGAGCAGGAGCAGGAGGAGCAGGAGGGAAGGCGGACAAAGUAACGGGAUAUGGAGACACACAAUACCAGAUUCCCUCAUUCGUUUUAACCCACCAAUCGAUGCAGUUAGCGUAGUGUGGCCCCUUGGGGGGAGUCUUACUUCAAUCCAAUCCUGUUCGUCCAUGAUUACCUACGUACUUGUAUGCAUUUCCUUCCUCUCUACCAUCUUACCAACCUCUUGAUGGUGCUUCCAAUUGCGCUGGUAAAAGCCUAACUUUGGAUUUUGAAGUAACAAUACGUGUUUGCGGGUUGAUCUGCACGAGCUCAUAGUGUUCAUGACCGAUGACUAUUCGAAUUCUAGAAUUUACCAUUCAAGUUUGUCUCUCUACUUCAGUAAUACAUCACAAAUAAUUACAAGGCUGACGCUAUGCAAUAUGCCUUUUUUGAUAACUGACCCGAACCUGAUAGUUUGACCGUCGAUUUCGACAAUGUCUACCGUUCGGUUCCACAGCAAGGUGAGAGCAGGGACGGUGACUUGCCCGCGAAUCAGUUUAUAUCUAUCAGCUACUCUGGAAUAAUUGCAUCAUAUUCACAAACUGCCAGCAGAUAGUCAGUAGAAGUGAGGGAUUCACUUAUGCUGUCAGUAUGGUGAUUCAUUCACUAAAUGUGUCAUUCAAACCCGAGGUUGCAAUCGCCUAACAUGACAUAUCUUCAGUCAGCGGCCGACUGCUUUGUCAUGUCUCUCAGUCCGACUAAAUUUACUAUUUGGAGCGAUGAUGGGGAUACGACCACUGCCUCAGCUCCCUAUUCAUGCAUUCCCUUGACUUCAAUGUUGUCUGCUUGACUAAAUUUAGAAGUCGUCCCCUUCCACUAACUUGUGUUCUGUCUCUUUCUUCCGGUCUCACUUGGUGAACUUGCGCCGGUGUCACCUGGUGAAAUUGCAGUGGGAUGUAUGGAGGCUAGAAUAGACUAGAUCCGCCUGUUGACGUCAGUCUCAGGACUGAUUAAAAUGCGUCAAUUAAUUAUCUUACGCUGACGACACGCAGUGCUUAAUGAUGUCAGUCGCAACGCAAUUGCAUCCACACCUACUGCAAUAUCACAAGCGUACGAUGUUGCUGAAUGCUUACCUGCUGGAUGAUGUCAUAUACUGCCUCGGGGGAAACCGGUGACGUGCAUUUUGGAAGCCGAAAUCGUACAUGAAUACUUGUGUUUCCCAUCCGAGUACGCAGGUAUUGGUAGUAGCAGCAGCAGCUCCAAUUUAAUACUCCGCAAUCACCUUCGUUUAAGUAAAAUCUCUGCCGUAACGCACCUUUCACGGAAACUAGUUUGAGGAGGGGAUUUUGCUGCGUUGUUACUGUGAGAUGGCUUGAGUUUAUGGCUACAUAGCAAAUCAAUUAGCAGCUCUCACUGAGAAAGGGCUUAGUAUUUCGCGAAUUGGAUUCACACCACUGGGUGUGAAAAUGCGCACCUGAGCUAGCCUUCGCUGUUAUGUGGAAAGCAAUUUUGCAAUUUUGCCUCAUUCGCCUCAAGCCGAGACCUGAGCAGGGUUUCUGUGCCUCGCAUUGUCUCGCAAGUCUGAUAUCCUCAAGGCUGAAUUCCUCAGUUUCAUUAUCAUGUUGGUAUAUAUUUAAAAUUCACUGUUUCUUUACGUUGGCCCGCAGGCGUCUUACCAAAUUAGGUUUAUCCUGCAGUGAAGUCUGUUGAGGGCUUUCGAACAUUCAGAUCAUUCGUUCCCUUUUUGGCCGUUUACGGAUGCAGCGGUAUCUGACUGACCCCGUCUCCUCACCGGUCCUUAAGUUGUUAGGAUGGGACUCAAUGGUUGGCGCGACGUGAAGUCUGCGCCUAGGCGUGCCUUAACAUCCCCCAUGGGGACGCAUCUUAUGCUCGUAAGAGUGCCAUGAAGACCACUAUGUGGAGGAGUCAAUGUGGCCUGACUUACCGUCCGAGGUGACUAACUUGGCUUGCCGGUCGGCAAAAUUCCAAUCCAGGACUCUUCGCACGACGUUAUAGAUUCAAGCGGGCUGGAUUUAUUACGAGUGAUUGAGUUUAUUUCCCCGGAAGAUGGAGUGCCAUUGUCGGUCUCACACUCCACGUGCAUGCACUUCAUGAUCUCCUCUGUUGCCUACUUGUUUGCAUUUAGAAUUAAUUUGUGCAGAAGCCAUCCUCUCGCCUUCCUCUACUCACUCGGUCUGGGCCUGCGAUAUCCCUUUGCUGUGGCACGUACAUACCCUCUGCUCAACUCCCGGUGUCAAUUCAUGGACUUGCGCUCUGGGAUGUAUGAACAUCUCUGUCGAAUUGCCCGCGGGCGCUCCGCUUCAGACUUUGUGUUAAAGCACAUUUUCAGCGCCACUGAGAGGCGCCUCUGUGGAUUCAUCAAUAUCUGGCUUGCAACCAAUCCUGGACGGGUAACCCAAGGCAGUGGACGUCUGAUGAAACGAACUACAACUAUCUAG
Spirometra erinaceieuropaei is the source of this 2575-nucleotide messenger RNA. Lineage: Eukaryota; Metazoa; Platyhelminthes; Cestoda; Diphyllobothriidea; Diphyllobothriidae. The record is from the annotation of a GenBank genome assembly.